AUGUCUCGAUCUUAUGCAGUCUACAGUGUUGAUGAUUACGAAGAAGAGGAAAAUGAAGAAUUGGAAACCAAGGAUGAACACUCCUUUCUCAUGAAUGAUGAGGAUUAUGAGUAUUCCAUCCAAAGCGAAGAAGAGGAUGAUGAUGAGGACGGAACGUACGAAGAUGAAGAGGAGUAUGAUACAACUUCAGCAAAGACUGAACCGCUUCCAAUAGAAACUCCCAAGAAGCAGAGCGGAGAGGGCUCUGCUCAGCAAAUCAAGAUGACUCGUGGAGAUUUAAUUGCUCAGCUUGAAAGACUCGGAUACACAAAUGUUCCUGAGGAUGUGGUUCAAGAUUUCAUUGCCGAGCUGAGAAAUCAAAACAUUGAGGUUCUCCCCGAAGAGCCUUGCACCUCUCGCAAUUCUUCUUCAAUAUUUUCUCGCGACGAUGAAGACCAGGUGAAAAUCGAUAACGUUGCGGAGGAAGAAGAAGAAGAGAAUUAUGAAGAAGAAAAUCAACAUUCUGAUAAAGAAGAGUCCUUGCAAGAGGAGCAAGAUGAAGAGGCGUUCAUUCCAGUAUUUAAACCACCUGUUUUAAAUGAUGAUGAUAUUACAACACGAGGCACUCCAUCAAAAAAACAACAACAACCAUACCAGAAAUAUGAAUCACCUCAGCUACAUAGUCCCAGUGGUGCAAAACAAUAUAACACCCCCAAAAUGCAAACUGAUUCUCCAGCCAGGAACGUAUCCAUGCAAAGGGAUAGCCCUAGUGUCACAGAAGACGAAGGUUAUGACACCACUGCUUACUACAACAACCACUACGCAUCGCUGAAAGACUUUCAAAAAAUCAAAUCCCAACACAGAGAUUCUAGGAAUUUGGUUACACCAAAAGUUGAGACCAUUAAAUCUCCAAUAAGGCAAAGCCAACAAGUGGAUGAUUAUCACAGUCCUCCCAAUAGGAUAUCUAGAGAAUACGACUCACCAUCCUCAAAAAUCAAAUUUAAACCAUUGGAAUCGGCAAACUACACUCCUCCAAGUCUUCCAAUGAGUAGACCCAAGACAGCUCCUCCUGUAAAAACCCCACCAACAGAACCUCAGUUAAGAACGCCCACUAAGGAUACUUCAAAAGAAUCUCCAAGUGGCAAUAGGUCUAGCAUGGUAAGAUCAUCCGUAACAUCGGUCUCAACCUCUCAGUCAAUUUCUAGGCCCCUUCCAUUCAAAACCAAUGUUAAAAAGCCAGUGUCGUACAGAAAGAAGGUGAAUGAUCCAGUGUCUCGAUGGAGAGAACUGAACUCAGUUUGGAAGAAUGACACCUUCCUUAAAAACCAGCAAAAUCAACAAAAGAGUCACAGGUGGCGUGUUAGACAAGAAAUGCUUGAAAUUCAAGGAGACAAAUAUUUGAACCCCAAGGAAUGUCGAUGA
Naegleria fowleri is the source of this 1401-nucleotide messenger RNA. RefSeq lists its product as uncharacterized. Bases 1 to 1401 code for a protein of 466 amino acids. The record is from RefSeq and is a predicted model, not a curated record. NCBI's taxonomy places the organism in Eukaryota, Heterolobosea, Eutetramitea, Acrasida, Naegleriidae. The transcript has a single exon.